Molecule: messenger RNA, 1818 nt
Organism: Fraxinus pennsylvanica
Lineage: Eukaryota; Viridiplantae; Streptophyta; Magnoliopsida; Lamiales; Oleaceae
Source: the annotation of a GenBank genome assembly
AUGUGUUCUUCUAAGUUCUUCAGUUAUCUCCUCAUUAUAGCUUUCCUUCUAAACAAUACAAUAGCCGAGGAUUCUCAGGACAGUUUCCAUGAAUAUGAGAGAGACGCACUUUUGGCUCUCAAGAAGGGAUUCAACAACUCAUUUCUUGAUGGAAACUGGUCUGGCAUUCAGUGCUAUAUAAAUAGCACCACUAAUUGGUUUGGAAUCCAGUGUAUCGAUGGUCAAGUCACCGGGGUAAGUUUGGAAAACAUGGGGCUCAUUGGAAAAAUUGAGCCUGAUGCACUAGUCAAUCUUGCUGAGUUAUCAGUCCUUAGUUUCAAGAACAAUUCCAUAUCAGGGAAUUUGAUGGACUUUUCAUAUGAUUCGAAACUGAAAAAAGUUGAUUUGUCCGCAAACAGGUUUGAUGGAGAAAUCUCAUCUUCUCUUUUGGGACUGAAUUCCCUUGAAUCUUUGCAGCUGCAAGAUAACAAUCUUGUUGGUUCAAUACUGGGUUUCAACCAGUCGAGGUUGAGAGAAUUCAAUGUUUCUUAUAACAAUCUCUCAGGGAAAAUACCAGAAACUGGAAUUCUUCAAUCAUUUAGCCAUUCUUCAUUUGUUGGUAACCAAGAUUUGUGUGGUGCACCUACUCCAACAGCCUGCAGUAGCAGCUUAAAUGAUUCAUCUAAUCCGUCAAAUAGUGAUAAAAAGAAUCAUACUUUCUCAGCCACUUUAGUGAUGGUAAAUGUGAUUGUUCUUGUUGUACUUUUGAUAUUCUUCAUUAUUUACUACAAAUAUAAGAAGCUCAAAAAACAGAUGAAGAGAAGGAACUCAGUCGAAGUUGUUGAAGAAAAAAGAGAAGUGAUUACAAAUAACUCCAUGGAAAACAGUGUUCCUAGAGGAGAAGAAGACAAAGGGAAGCUUAUGUUCUUAGAUAAAAAGGGGACACAUUUCGAGCUUGAUGAUCUUCUAAAAGCAUCUGCGGAAGGUUUAGGCAAUGGAAAUUUUGGAAACUGCUAUAAGGUUAUGCUCGAAACUGGACCAGCUGUUGUUGUGAAGCGCCUAACGGAUUUGAAACCUCUAAGCAGUGAUGAAUUUGUGAAAUAUGUACACGCCAUUGCCGAUAAGAAACACCCCAACUUGUUUCCUCCUCUUGCCUACUACUACUCCAAAGAUGAGAAGCUGUUACUUUAUAAAUAUGCAUCCAAUGGAAACUUAUAUAACCGCAUUCAUGGAGGAAGAGGAACCCCGAAUAGAGUACUAUUCCGGUGGAGCACAAGAUUGUCCAUUGCUCGUGCUUUGGAAUAUCUACACUUGGCCAUAAGAUCACAAACCAUUGCUCCACAUGGAAAUCUCAAAUCAUCCAACGUUCUUCUUGAUGAAAAUGAUGAAGUUUUAGUCUCAGAUUAUGGCCUAAUAUCACUCAUAGCACUUCCUAUAGCAACUCAACGCAUGGUUUCCUAUAAAUCACCAGAAUAUCAAGGCUACAAGAGAGUAUCAAAAAAGUCUGAUGUAUGGAGCUAUGGCUGCCUCCUUCUGGAACUGUUGACCGGUCGAAUCCCGACCCAAUCGGCCCCACAAGAGGCCAAUGGAGCAGACCUCUGCAGUUGGGUUAACCGUGCAGUUAGAGAGGAAUGGACAGCUGAGAUAUUUGACGUUGAAAUAGCUGCUCAGAGAAGUGCCAAUCAUGGAAUGCUCAGACUGAUGCAGAUUGCCAUGAAAUGCUGUGAAAAAUCGCCUGAAAAACGGCCCGACAUGGCUGAGGUUCUUAGAGAGGUUGAGGAUAUUAAGGUGAUCGUUGACUCAGAAGAUGAAGAUUUGUCUUUGGAUCAAUCUCUCUAA